Molecule: messenger RNA, 474 nt
Organism: Aspergillus luchuensis
Lineage: Eukaryota; Fungi; Ascomycota; Eurotiomycetes; Eurotiales; Aspergillaceae
Exons: 2
Coding region: 1-474 (157 amino acids)
Source: RefSeq, a predicted model, not a curated record
AUGCGCUCUGCGAGUAAACGCGGGCAAGCAAACUCCGCAAGAUCUGAUCCUACAAAGGAGAUUUCGGCAGAAGAGCUGGACAAAAUUCGUCUCGAGUCCUGCGGCGCUCCACGUUGGCCCUUAUCCACCGCGCCACGCUGUGACCUGUUGGACAAAGCACUCGAAAAGAUCAUAAAUUACCAAGUCCACCAGGGUCCUGCCUUGCCAGUGAACCAAAACGCCAACAGGGAUUUACCCGAAACGCCCCCUUCUACCCCUCUCCCUGUGCCCUACGAACUUAGUAUAGCCAACGUCUUUGCUCGAGAAGGAGAGGUAUUUUAUUUGUUGUUACGUCAGGCUACAUGCGAUAUGGUUGGAGUACCCUAUGUUGGCACUGAUUCAUGGUUCGAGGCCUACGCGAUUAGGGAACGGGAGAUGGAAAAGUCCUCUUUUGGGGCCAAGUUGUUGGAAGAAUGGCCGGGGAAGCGUUACUGA